Messenger RNA from Bemisia tabaci, 6013 nucleotides. NCBI's taxonomy places the organism in Eukaryota, Metazoa, Arthropoda, Insecta, Hemiptera, Aleyrodidae. The record is from RefSeq and is a predicted model, not a curated record.
ACUGCCGUUGAGGGUCAAGUAUUUCACCUAACCUAACCUCAAGUUUUGCACUUUUCCAGCACUUUUCGGGCAAUUUGGCUUUCUUUUACUGCCCACGCUUGUAAUUGAGGAGUCUUACCAUACAAUAAUUUUUUCUCAGUGCCUGUUAUCUCGGAUCUACUACCUUAAAUCCAAAUUUUUAGUGUCAGUGGUCAAAUCUGUUCGUACAUGAUCUGUUAUUUGGUCUGAAGUGGAUUUCAUUGUAUGUACCCAAUGGCAGAACUACAAAACUUUUCAGAUUGUCUGUAAUGUUGCUCAUUUGUCAGGAGACUCCGUCCCGCCGUUGACACUCUCCCCCGGCGAGUAGCCCGCUUCUCGAUAAUCCGCCUAAUUCCACCGCUUCCCUGUUUACGUUGGCCGCUCAACCCCAGAGGAGGAGCAUUGAAUCGUCGAGUGCGGAAAGUGCAGAUGUCCCGUCAGGUGCAACCAGUGAAAAAAUAGCUCUUGAACCGAUUAGAAAACAACAAAAAUUCUUCAAACAACCAUGACUGAUGAUGUAUCACUUCUUAAGCAGCUAACCUACUUUAAGACAAAUUUGGAAUAUUUCCUUAAUUACUCAAAAUUCACAGGAAAUGAAGACUUUUUCCAGACCAUCUGCACAGUAUGCCAGAGAUGUGCACCUGGAAACCAAGAUGUUCAUGAAAUUCUCCUUCACUUGACCGAUUUAACCUUAACCCUACUAUCAAAAAGGAUACUGACCCUUAAUCAGCAACUCAUCGCGACGAAAGCAUUCCUCUACAUUCAGGGCAAUUUUGUGUCCGAUCAUGAGAGUCCGUUGAAUUUGAUUCAGUUAGCGACUCUUGAUGAAGAGAAUAAAACUUUUGUUUAUAGUCUUCCAACCAAACUAUUGGUCAAGCUUAACUUUUCUGGUAUUGAAGAGAUUGCUCUCUUCAAAGUUGCCUUUUUCUACCUUUUUUCAAAUUCAUUAAAAGAAGAAAGAUUAAUUUCAUUGUUUGGCUCAAGGCCAGUGAACUGUGAUCUGUUGAGUCAGAUUGUCAAUUAUUGCAAAGUUCAAAAUUUUUUGACAUCAAUUUCUUUUAAAACUUUAGUCAACUUUUUGUCGAGCUUCUCUUGCGACCAAUUUCAUAUUUUUUUCAGUGAUGAGUCACUCCUUAGUAUUCUCAACUUAAUAUUAGCAAACUGGGAAAACCCCAUUCCUGGCGUGAAAGAAAACAAUUUGAUCCUUUUUCGGCUGUUUCUCUCUCUAAAGAAGGACAAACUUCCCGAGUUGAACUUGUCGAAGAUUGUUUAUGAAGACUUAUCAUGGAAAAUGAAAGCGAAGUACCUCAUGAUCAUGGAAAUUCUAAAUUUAGACAAGGACUCAGUUCUGAAUAUAAGUACGCACUAUCCAUAUCUCAUUCCAAAACUUUUCGACAGUAUGAAAAUAAACUAUUUAGUGUCUGCAUGCACAGAAUUGUACCUGUUUAUCAUCAGCUGCAUUGAUUUCGAACAGUGGAAGAGAACAUUUUUGAAGCAGCUAGUCUUUGUACUAACUUCGGAACACAACAAUGAAUCUCAGAAGUGGAAUAUUUUAAAUCAUUGGACUAUCAAAACCCUGAAAAAGUUUCCGCAGUCGGUAGAAUUUCUUCUAUCCAUUUUACUCGAUGAGAAAAAUAGCAAUGUUUCCUCCUGCGCUCUUCUAGCCAUUAUAAUGUGUCUCAAAACGCUUCGAAAACAAGGGAUAAAAGGCUAUAAAGAAUUUAAUGACUUCCAAAAAUUUGAGACUUUGGUAUUGGAAGGACUGCAUCAUGAAAACGAACGGAUCCGUUGCGAAAGUUUCAACUUGCUUUGUAGUUGCACCAAAACCAGUAUAGAGCCAUCAGAAAGGGAAUACACUUUAGUUCUUCAAUUCAUUAUCGAAAAUGUUAACUUCGAUAGCUCACAUGUGCGACAAAAUCUUUUGACUUCCUUUGUGAUAUUUUUAGAUAGGCUUAAAAAUUCAGUCAUUCUUAAAUUAAAAAACCCCAAAGAAGGCAAGCUUACAGGUAGUCAUGCUUUAUGGUUUUUAGAAUUAUUGAUUCAAUUUUUAAUUCAGAAUUUAGCAGUAGGAAGUAAUUAUCAGCGGAAAAUAACUAGCUUGAAGUUACUGAAGAUCCUAGCUGUCAAGUUUGACUCAUCAGAGGUAGUUUCCAAGUAUCUCACAGAUAAUGUCACGCUUCUGCAGUGUUUACAUCAGUGUAUCGUAGGAGGAACUGAUGAUAUUAUCGAAACAGCUGCACAGAUAGUUAUAUUUUUAAUUUCGUCGAUGAAUGGUUUUGCGAAAACUUACCAAUCCAGUAACUCGAUACCUGAGCAAAAUCCUGAUCUGUCACUUUGUUGUGCACACAAUGAAGUUCUGCUUAAAGUUUGUCUGCUAACCGAGGCAGCAAACAUUGAAUCCAUAAACUACACCGAGAAAAUCGUCCUAUCUCUAGUGCAAUCCAUCCAAGAUGAAGCAAAGACAUUGUUCGUGGAUGCAUUGCAAGUUGCGUCCUCAGGAAUUUUGCUCUAUUCGCUGAAAGCGUUAACUCGUUUGAUUUCUGAUCAAGAAACCUCUCAACUCUACCAUCUUAGCCCUGAGACUUGUAAUGAAAUACUGAAUGUUCUUGAGCAGAUAGUUCAACAUCUUGUUACGUCUUUGACUGCAGAGCAAACUGAAGACUUAGACUUUGCACCAUCGUUCGCCGAAAUGGGUCAAGCAAUAGAAAAACACAUCCAAAACUCUGAUUUGCUUGACGCCUCCAAGAAAGAAGAGAACAAAGAGAAAAUUCUCUUAUCUUCUGCCUAUCAGUCUCUUCUUUGCUGUAUCUGGCGUAAUCUGCAGGCGUGUUGUGAGCUAUCAGUCAAUCUUGUCAUGACUUACUGUGAGGAUCUAUCAGAAAAAGAAAUCCUGCGAAGCGGAAAACUGGUUUCCACCGUUCUUCUUCAGUGUCGACACAAAGGGGCCAUUGAGGCAGCAGGGGUUGCUCUUGGACGUUUCAUGAGUUUCAUCAUAAAGAUGAACAAGGAUACCUUCAUUGGAUGGAUAGAUGAAGUGAUCUCAAAAGUUUUUGAACUAUUGACGAGUCAGAGUAGUAGAACAAUUUCCAGACGCUCCGCUGGAUUGUCUAUUUUGAUCCAUCGUUUAGCUCUCAAUGAUACUCGUCCGUACCAAAAUAUUAUUGAAAAAAUCGUUCCUGUUUUACUGGAUAUUGCUGCAGUACCAUUUGAAAAAAAUGAUCUUGUUUUGAAAGAUGUGCAACAAGCUCAAGCAUUACAUCUCCUAUGUAAAAUCGUUGAAGAUUCAUCGCUACGACUGUCUGUUGCUCCAUUUUUGGAGCGAAUUGUCUUGCAGUUAUGUUCCAGUAUUGCGUCACCUGUCUGGGGUAUCAGAAAUGCAGCGCUACAACUUUGCGGAGCAGUCAUCCUCAAGAUUCUGGGCCGCAAUAAAACCCAAGAGACUGAAUGUCUUGUCAACACCACCUUCGAACAGCUUUUUUCUCAUCAUGGAUACCUAGUAGAUAUUUUCCAAAAUUCUCUCGCCAAUCCUGCCAAAGAAGACUCCGACAAAAUAGUUUUUCUAUUAACAAUCUUAUCAUACACAUCCAUUCAAACAGACGUUGAGUCAACCAGAUCAGAUAAUCAGCAAAGAUUUUUGCUUCAACUGAGGGAGCUUGUGUACCAGUUUAUUUCACAUGAGCAUUAUGAAAUUCGCAGACUAGCUGCUUUGUCUUAUGUAAAUCUUUUCCCUGUAUCUAAAUUCAUGUUUGUUGCACAGGAAGCAGCGUUCAAGAUAAGUCUCUCUUUGGGAGUAGAUUUAAAGAUUUUGGUCCCUCAUAUUUUUGAGAAUUCAAUUUUAAGCCCUACGCAACUCAAUUUAUUGAAUACAAUGCCUUAUGAUGAGAAUUUAAUACAUGGGUUACUUCUCAUCAUAAAAUUUUCUAUGGUUAAAUUUAAAAAAGAAAACAAUGGUUUUGACAAUGAGCUCCUUUUCUUCAACUUAGUUUACAGCCUUGCCCAUGAAGGGGACUCAAAUUUGUGCUCCGCGUUACAAUCACUCAAAAUUUCAAUGCCUUCCAGUAUCUCUUUAUCAUUCCCUGUGAAAACGGUAGUUCAUGAAAUUUGUUAUUUAGCAGACUUCACCUGUGGACCUGGAAAGACGGACAUUUUCUUAGAGACAGAAUUCAGAGCAUUAACUAAAUUCAUUCACACUUAUAACCCGCAUGAUCCGAAGAAUGUUGGAGUGAGUGGUUUAUCCGAAAUCAUUUUAAAGUGUCUUGUAGCAAGGCACAGUCCUCGUCACAUGGGUAAUAUUUUCUGGUUCUGCUCAAUGAAUUAUAGUCACAACUUACUUGAUGUUUGCUUCAAAGAAAUGAAGCUUGACGAAAGCUCUGCUGCGGAUAUGCUCUCUCGAUGCUUUAAAUUCCUAUCAGUAGGUUUCUUCUCAGACGAUGUUGAGUCUAGAAUUAUCAACUUGACUGUGAUCGAAUUCAUAAUUUCCAUCUUAGACGAUUUCCAAAGUAGCUUAGUUGGUAGAGUAGAGGUCAAGAUGGACAAUAUAAAAACGUUCUGGUUUAGUUUCCAAACUGAGACUGACUUUCUGUCGAAAACAAUCCUAGUCACAUGUGGAUCGUUGUACAUGUGCUGCGACCUUGAUAGUAACGACCUUACCCUUAAAGAAAUCCUCUCUAGUUUAUUAAUUUACUUACCAGAACUUAUAACCGUAAAUUUUGAAGCAGUCCGGCUUGAUAUUGCCAAGUCUUUGUUUUACCUUUCCAAGCUGGUUUCGCCAGCGAAUGAAGACAUUUGUUUGAUUUGGGAGUCAAUAGUUUAUUUGUUACAAGAUGAAGAAUUCAGAAUCAGACAAACGGUGAGCAAAGUGGUCAUUUCUAUAGAAAACGAGGGAACGUCGGUGAAUCCUUUUGUUGCGCUGUUGAGAAUCAUCAAUCCUAGUUGCAUGUUAAAGUUAAUGAAACCAGAAUUGGUUUUCAGGUGCUAUUGUGCCAAGUUUACUAGUAAAACUAGUGCUAGCAGUAAUGAAUCCCCUAUGAAAACUGAUGUAAAUGAUCCUCUUUCUAAUCCGUUUAAUUACACACAUUAUAACUUUUACUUGGAGGAACCUGUUGUUUUAAGAAUGAUAUUUACAAGCUUUUGUUUUUUGUUACAAGAAAGUCUAGGUUUGAAAUUGUGCGAUGAAGCUUUAAUUUUGUUUGAGAAAUGGCAACUCACUGUAACAAAACCGUGCGUUCUCCCAAUCCUAGAAAAUAAGCCUUUUUAUGAAGAACUAUGUCAUAAACUGUUGCUCAGAAAAGAAUUCUCUGAAAGUGCUUUUUCGUUAUCACUCAUUAAAGACUCAUUUUCUUUAAGAUUACCAAAUUUAAAAUCUUUACUCCGAUCUAUACUUGUAAAAAGUUUUUCAUCGCCUUCAAUGGUAUCAGAACUUUGUAAGUAGAUGAGUAGCUCUGACCAAAGUUAUCAGUGGUUUGUUCAAGAAGCAAUGAACAGAAGGAAAGGUAUGAAUCAAAAUUCCAGGGAACAUUUUGUAUUUCCAAAGAGCUCCAUAAAAUUCUGUAUACCGUGAAAAUAUGUUCUAUAGACGUGUAAUUAAUACCCUGCCUUUAAGCCUUCUAAAAAAAGGAAAAAAAUUCUGCGCUAAAACAUGACACCAAAGUCAGUCAUUUUGCAUGAUUUUUAAUCAGUUUAUGUCGGUGUCUAAAUCUCUUAAAUGAAAUAAAAAGUUUUACUCUUGCGACCAAAUACAUUCUACAGCCCUGCUCUAGGAGUGAGGCUAAUGUUGGUUGCUCUGUUGGGUUAAAUUUUGUUAAAUAUAAAUUUUUUUUUAAAAUACUUACAUUUUUUUCCUGUCUAUAGUGGAAUGAGUAUUGCUUUCCUUUUUGUUCACUGAUUCAAAUAUAAUUUUAUACUCUAAGUAAUCUUGACCCUUUAAACUUAAGUUUCAUUUUUUGUUCAUUUUCCAUUUUAUUUUUUAACUCCAUUAAAGGUUUAUAAAAAUUUA